This is a messenger RNA of Camellia sinensis, 789 nucleotides long. RefSeq lists its product as uncharacterized. NCBI's taxonomy places the organism in Eukaryota, Viridiplantae, Streptophyta, Magnoliopsida, Ericales, Theaceae. Gene Ontology annotation, molecular function: zinc ion binding; nucleic acid binding. The record is from RefSeq and is a predicted model, not a curated record.
AUGCUCAGAGUCGAGGAUGAGGGGUUGAGGGUUUCUUUGGCGACCUUCCAAUUGACAGGAGAUGCGAAUUAUUGGUGGAAGUAUGUGAAGGGUACUGUAGGUGCCACGUGGGUUGUGUUUACCAAGGCCUUCUUGGCCAAGUAUUUCCCUUCUUCUGCUCGAGAAAGGUUGAGGGAACAGUUUGUUGAGUUACGCCAGGGUGUUAUUUCUUUGGCUCAAUUUGAGAUGAGAUUCACUAGUUUGUCGAGGUUUGCUCCAGAGUUAGUGGCAACAGAGGAGCACCGCUGUUAUGAGUUUGAGAGGCAGUUGCGUGAUGAUAUCCAAGAGAAGGUGGUUGGAUCUAUGUGGAAAAAUUAUUUUGCUUUAGUUGAGGCGGCGGCCCAUGUGGAGGCCAUGGUUAGCAGUGUUGGUCGGGUAAGAGAGGAGGCCAUUUCAGUAACUCCAACAGUUCAUAAGCACUCUAGGCUCAGUAAGAGGUGGAGGCGAGCUCAUACUCACUCUCAGUCUCAGUCCUUGUCUUUGUCGAGGGUUUCAGACUUGUCUUUUGCGGGACCCAGUGAGGUUUGGGCUCCGAGUCAGGUUCAGAAUUGGGAGACUACCGUUUGUUUUGAUUGUGGUCAACAGGGCCAUGUUAGACGUUUUUUCUCUUUUCGUACGAGUUCUUUGGAAGUUUCAGAACCUAGUCAGACCUUGUCCCAUCAGCCCAAUCAGGGACGUUAUCAGUAUCAGACCCGAAGGGGCCAAGCUUCGAGAACUUUGCAAAGGUCGGCUUGUCAGUCAGCACAAUAG